This is a messenger RNA of Neoarius graeffei (lesser salmon catfish), 3311 nucleotides long. RefSeq names its product XK, Kell blood group complex subunit-related family, member 9 (gene xkr9). Gene Ontology annotation, biological process: apoptotic process involved in development; phosphatidylserine exposure on apoptotic cell surface; engulfment of apoptotic cell. Bases 225 to 1337 code for a protein of 370 amino acids. Gene Ontology annotation, cellular component: plasma membrane. The record is from RefSeq and is a predicted model, not a curated record. The transcript has 4 exons. NCBI's taxonomy places the organism in Eukaryota, Metazoa, Chordata, Actinopteri, Siluriformes, Ariidae.
CACAAAGAAGGGAGUGGUGAUCUCGGUUUAUGAGAAUGAACAAACAUUCAGGGAAACUGAGAAUGACAGCCUUUUUCAAAUGGAAGAAGCAGACGUGUGUGAGCUCUCGGAAGAUUAUGAAGCUGAAAAUGUAUUCUCAAUCUGGAUAUCCUGCGAUCACAAAAUUAGGGGACCACACAGAUGAAACAUGGAUGCUCACCUAGCUUGUUUCUGCUAUCAAAGCCAUGGGGUUUACUAGAUUCCGGUGGAUCUGCACUUUCAUUGGACUGAUUUUCUCAGUGGUGGAUAUCGUAUCUGAUUUAUUGCUGAGCUUGAAGUAUUUCAAGGAAGGACACUACAUCUGGUUUGCACUGACGCUCUUGUUUCUUCUUGCUGGAUCUCAGUGCACACAGAUUUUCAGCUACUCUUGGUUUAUGAAUGAUUAUAAUGGCGAAGUGGAGACAAAAACGCAUAUCACUCAUAUGGGCUUGCUCCAUCUGGUACACAUGGGCUUCUUCGCCAGGUACUAUGAUCUCCUGAAGACAAGCUUUAGUUGUGUAUGGAGGGUGCACUCUGAGUCAAGUAAGGAGAAGGAGCUGUUUGGGAUGGCAGCUGAUCUGAGCAUGCUGCGACUGAUGGAGAUAUUUCUGGAGAGCGUUCCUCAGCUCCUCCUGCAGAUGUACAUCAUUCUGCAGCACCAACAUACCUCCAAACUACAGUAUCUUUGUAUGGUUGUGUCCUUCCUAAACGUAGCCUGGAGCACAGUGGAUUACUGGCGCUGUUUACGCAGAUCACUGCCCAACGCCAAAGAAAUGCCAAGUGGAAUUCCUACAGUCAUCUACCUGCUUUAUAAACUCUUAACAAUCACCGCCCGCAUUCUGAGCCUCACUCUGUUCAUCAUGCUGACCCCCUGGAGUAUCCUGGUGUUAGUUGCUAUCUGGCUAACAGCGACAGUGUGGGCUCACGUGGUAAAAACUGAUUUCUGCACCUCACUGUGUUUGGAGGAGAUUUAUCGCAGUGUUGUCGGGGUCAUUCUUGUCUUCACCUUUUUCAACAUAAAAGGAACGAAAACCAAAAAAGAGAUGAGCAUAUAUUAUGCGAUGAGCACAUUGCAAAACUUCUCAGCUCCUGUUGUCCUAUUCCUGUUCAUGCCGAGGACUGCAGAUUCAGACUUCUUUUUACCUGUUACAGUUUUCAUAUUAAUGUCUAAUAUAAUUGGACUGGGAUUCCUUGUCCUCUACUAUAGUGCUUUACACCCGCCGACUCAAGACGAGGCAGAUGUAGUGGAUGGGAUGGUCACAGUCAACACAAAUAAUCCCUUGACUACAAGUCGUUCAGAGAGAUUUUUAAGGCUCUAACACCUUGCUGGAUGAGGACGAUAUUUAAAGACUCAUGGAAGCUAAAUUUGUUAUUGUCUUGUAUGCACAGAGCUGGAGUACUGGUCAGAUUUGCUAAUGUGUACAAAUGUUUAAGCAGAAGUACUCUCCUUUUCAUUUAAAGUGGCUGGAGUUCAAAGAACUUUUAUUAAAAUCGCACAUUCCCCCUUAAACUGUUUUUGAAUGUGUUCGAAUCUAGUGAGCAAAGCUAAUCUAGUGAAAACUAGAGCAAAGCUAGCAAGUAAGGUGGUGUUUACAUUAGACCGUAUCAGCGGAUCAUCAGAUUAACGUUUUUAAAACGAUUCGUGUGCACACAGCAACGCCAAUACACGAUUCACGUGCACACAGCAACGCCAAUACACGGAUACGCUAAUCACAUGACUAAUUAGACGGCAUGUCACAUGAUCCCAGUGCAUAUCGGGCAUGCGCAAGUCACUCACCACUUGCAAGUGGAAGGAUGGCAAGCGAACACCUUUUCCAGCAGAUAAACAGACCUGGCUGUGAUGUUCAUGUUCUCACUGAGUUUAAGCGCCUGAAGGAGGUAAAUAAGUUGAAAUGUGUAAAUAAACCUCAGUGCGGCUCAGCGCUUCCUCCUGCGCUCCAAAUCACUCCGCCCUGAACAGCGAGUGCCCUCUGGAGGGUGCGCACUCCGGCCCUGCGCAGCUCACAGAGCGCGCGAGUGAAGCGCACGAGCAGUGAUUCGGGACUGAGCUGCUGUGUGUCGUUUCCUGUAGUCCGCGCCGUUUUUCAGCAGUCGUGUCACAUGACCAACGUGGCAAGACCAACGCCAGCGAAUCAGGAAGGUGGAUGUCACAGUGACGUUGUCCAAUGACGACGUCAGCUAGAGCUCAGCACUGCGUUUCCUCGUUCCUCAAUGUUUACACAGCACAGGAUCAGAUACGAACUGGGUUGAAUACGUGGGCCCUGGCGGAUUCAAGUUGUUCCGCCUGUGGAGUCGUUUCCCGGCGUUUUAAUGUGCACGGACAGUGCAUCCGCGAUGAAAACGAGACGGAUACGGUCUAAUGUAAACACCACUUAAUGUAAACACCACCUAAGAGCAAAGGUAGUUUGCAAAAGCUACCUCUGUAAUUUAAAGGUAAAUUAGGAAACCUGGUGAGUGAAAGCAAAGGCACUAUACAAAGGCAAAAAAGCAAGAAAAAUUGAACCCUGUGAGUGAAAGUUAACCUCUUCAAUGCUGAUGCAUAAUAGAGCAUUGGUUUGAUUGUUGCGAAAGACCAGCACCUGUAGGGAGGGUUCAAGCUGUUCAUCAUCAUCAUCAUCAUCAUCGAAAAUAAAAGUCUGCCCAUCGACGCAACAUUAAAAGCUUUAAAAAAAUACAACAAAAACCUUAACCUCUAGCCUUAAUCCACAACCUACUGAUACAUGAGAUAGUUUACACAAACAAAUGAAUAAUUUCCAUUCUCUUCCAUUGUGUUCUCUGUAUGUGAUAUCAAGUGUUCACAUUAAAAUACAUGAAUAUGAAAAGCAAUAUAAUUUAGAAAUGAUAAUAAUUAUCAUUCCUAGAGCUCCUAACUGUAGGGACUGUAAGCCUCAUUCCUAACUGUUCACGACUACUUGUCAUGAUAAAGACUGAACUGUUAAGUCGACUGAAGGAUUAUUAUGAAAGCAACAUUGAAGCACUUUACUAAAACUCAACCUUAUCACUAAUACACAUUUAUUGCUUUAGGCAUAGAUGAAAAUUAGAUUUUUUUUUCAGAAAUUCUGCUGAAAUCUUUCAACAGAUAAACAUUAAACAUUCACACAUCGUUUCAUCUCAUGUCAUAAGUGUAAUAAGUAUAUUAUGUCCAAUUAUUUUAUAUGUCAUCUGUGUUAAAUAUGGGUAUGUUGCUAAAAUUUCAAUAACCUGACAAAAACACCAGAUGGUGCUGUACUACAACCACUUUCCGUAGAAAAGCUGUUAAAUUUUAGAAUAACUUGCAGAUAUGAAUAAACAGU